This is a messenger RNA of Ciona intestinalis (vase tunicate), 1410 nucleotides long. Its product is annotated as microfibril-associated glycoprotein 4-like. NCBI's taxonomy places the organism in Eukaryota, Metazoa, Chordata, Ascidiacea, Phlebobranchia, Cionidae. The record is from RefSeq and is a predicted model, not a curated record.
UAUCUUGAUUGUACCAUGUGGGUAAUGCACACAUAUGCAUGUAGCCACAUUUAGCAUAAGGAUAGCAAUAUUACCAAUCGAACCGUGUAAACAAAUUAGCAUAUUUAGCUGGAAGUUAAACUUUGGUCAAAAUGAAGUAUUUGUUGAUGAUGGCAUGUCUUUUUAUAGUGGUGUGGAAAUCACAGCAAUCAAGUAUUGGGCGUGGAACAUAUAAGAAGCUGUACGGUUCCAAGAAUCCAAAGAAAAUGUUAAACGUUGUGUACGAAAUGUGUAUGACAUCAACACCCGCGUACAUCAGCGCUACAGCUCGACCAGUAGAUUCUUCACUGCCACACACGUUUAAAGUGACCGUCGUAGAUAUACAGCGGUACAGUGUAUUGGUGGAACUUGAACGCACAGAUCAGAAAUCGGGAUGGGAUGAAAUAUGGCUGGUUGUAGAUUGGGUCGCAUCCGAUAACGUAUUCCGAAGCUGCAACGAAUACUUUGUUCAAGGAUACACAAGCAACGGCACAUACGAAAUUUUACUUCCAAACGGGAAAGCGCUUAAUGUUUCGUGCUAUAUGGAGCCAGGCAGUGGAGGUUGGACGUUUGUACAACGUCGACAAAAUGGUUCUGUUGAUUUUUAUCAAGAUUGGGCCAACUAUACGAACGGGUUUGGGAAUCUUGAUGGGGAUUUUUGGUUAGGGCUAGAAAAUCUGCAUUUGUUAACUAGAAAUAAUAAAUCUGCUCUUCGAAUCGACAUCGCAAUGGAUUGCUACUACCAUGACUGGAUCUUCUCCCAAAACGUCCAAUACUCAUUCUUUCGCGUGGCUUCCGCUGCCGAAGCUUACAAACUAAACGUUGGUGGAUUCAACACUUCAUCCAUGUUGGGUGAUUCCCUGACCCAGAGCAACGGAUUUUCCUUUUCAACUUAUGAUAAGAUUAGUGAUCAAAUUCGUUCCUUAAAUUGCCCCCAGCCAAACCACAGUGGGUGGUGGCGACAUGGUUGUUGGUACGCCAGUAUUAACGGGGUAUACACACCUUGUCUAAUGGGAAACCAAUAUGCUGGUUGGGAUAAAUACGGGCAUUACGGUGCAAAUUAUAUGGCUAUGAUGAUCAAAGAAAGAGAAUAAGUGCGAUACCGAUCAGCAACAGAUGUGUUAAAGUACAUAUAACAGAACAAUGAACUUCAAACAAUGUGCAAUGAUACUAACAUUAGUCAUGUGAUCACUCAACUUUUAGAGAAAUACUUCUCUGUGGCGCAACUAUUAGCAUUAACAAAUUUAAAGUACCAUACACCCUUUAAUGCAUUUAUAUCUCGUAAAUACUGUAUGGUUCACCUUAAAUAUAAAAUGAUCAUGUAAAUUUCACUGAGUGUUGCAGUGUAUGUUUCGAAACUGUUGACCUGAAAAUACGUAGGACGAACAGCAA